This is a messenger RNA of Phymastichus coffea, 1569 nucleotides long. RefSeq lists its product as uncharacterized. The coding region runs from base 1 to 1569 and encodes 522 amino acids. The transcript has 7 exons. Gene Ontology annotation, biological process: long-chain fatty acid metabolic process; fatty-acyl-CoA biosynthetic process. Gene Ontology annotation, molecular function: long-chain fatty acid-CoA ligase activity. Lineage: Eukaryota; Metazoa; Arthropoda; Insecta; Hymenoptera; Eulophidae. The record is from RefSeq and is a predicted model, not a curated record.
AUGGAGCCAGUUGACAGUGAUCGUAAAUUAGGAACAAUCAUUCUAGAUGCUUUCGAUAAAAAUCCUGAUCACGUGGCUCAAAUUGACGCCAAAACUGGUGAACAAACCAGUAAUGGAAAAAUGAAAGAAUGUAGUAUCCGUUGUGCUUUGUGGUUAAAAAAGUUAGGAAUCGGUCCUCAAGAUAUCAUCGUCACUUGUACUCAUAAUCACUUGGAUUCUUAUGUCCCUUUUAUUGCCACAAUUUUUAUAGAUGCCAUUUUUAAUGGUUGGAACUAUAACAUAACAUUGGAUGGCGCGCGAUGCUACAUGAAGCAAUUUUUGCCGAAGGUGAUAUUUACAUGUGAGAAAGUAGCUGAAUUGCUUCGAGAAGCUUCACGACUAGAAAAAUUGAUUGUGGAAAUUGUAGUGAUCGGUAAACAUUCAAGCUUACCAACCUUAAUAGACAUCAUAAAUAGUCAGGCUGAAGAAGAAAUUGCUAAUUUUAUCCCUGUUAAUCUGAAGAACCCAGAAGAAGUAGCAUUUAUAUUCUUUUCAUCGGGUAGUACGGACCGCCAAAAAGGAAUUAUGAAAUCUAACAAAUCAUUAUUAUCCACUUUACUAACUCUACCCAGUUUUACCUCUACGGUAACACAAAAAUUCUUAUGGUACACAACGCUCGAUUGGGCAAGUUGUAUUAUAUUUAUAUUACAAACUAUUUUAAUGGAGCAAACUAGAAUCAUCCCCACUCAUUGUGUCGUUGAAAAUCUCUUUCAAACCAUCGAAAAGUAUAAGAUUAACAGAGUAUUUUUACCGCCUAAUUUCAUCCCAUACGUAGCUAAGUCGAAUCUUACACAAAAGUAUGAUCUGAAAAGCUUGCAUUUUGUCAUUAUUGGUGGUAUCAAGUACAGUAGGGAUAUUCUUGAAGAUCUAAAACAGAAUAUCCCCAGUGCAUUUUUUUAUUAUUUUUACGGAUCUACUGAGCUGGGAAUCGUUUUUAAUGCAACACCUGCAUGUAAACGUAUCGAGUCAGUUGGAAUUAUUACUAAUAAUGUUAAAGCAAAAUUCGUUGAUUUAACAACCGGUGCAAAUCUUGGACCGAAUCAGCCAGGCGAAAUCUGCGUGAAAUCGCCAGCUAAAAUGAUUGGGUAUUAUAACAAUCUUGAAACUACUAAACAGGCUUUUGACGAAUACGGAUGGUAUCAUACCGGAGACAUAGGAUAUUACGACGAGACUGGUGAAGUAUUUAUAGUUGACCGAAUCAAUGCAAUGAUCGAAUACAGAAACCAUCAGAUUUCACCUGUAGAGAUUGAGGAAACUUUGUUGUCGCAUCCUGAUAUACAAGAGGCCAUUGUUGUAGCACUUCCACAUGAAAUCGAUGGCAAUUGGCCCGCAGCUUUUUGUAAAAAGGCGCCAAACAGUAAUGUAACUAAAGAGGAUCUUAUGAAGCUUACGUCCAUUCUGGAAGAUUACAAGAAAUUACGAGGGGGUAUUCAUUUUAUUGAUAACUUUCUAUAUACGACAUGUGGAAAAAUUGCAAGGAACGAAAUGAAACUUUUGGCUAUAAAACUAGUAUCAAAGGAAAGUGAAUAA